This is a messenger RNA of Chanos chanos (milkfish), 2127 nucleotides long. RefSeq names its product serine/threonine-protein kinase ICK-like. NCBI's taxonomy places the organism in Eukaryota, Metazoa, Chordata, Actinopteri, Gonorynchiformes, Chanidae. Gene Ontology annotation, biological process: protein phosphorylation. The transcript is spliced from 14 exons. The coding region runs from base 237 to 2054 and encodes 605 amino acids. Gene Ontology annotation, molecular function: ATP binding; protein kinase activity. The record is from RefSeq and is a predicted model, not a curated record.
AAAAUACCUUAUAGGAAAUACGUAAAACUUUAACUCAUUGGAAUGCAGUGGACUCAGACACAACAGGUGAGGGGAAGCCUUUGACAACAUGGGUCCUUCAGUUGUGCCUGUUAUCCACUGUUGUUGUCAUCGCAAAAUCUGGUUGCACUCAACUCGACUGCGAACGGCCGUUAUACUAACCCCAUGCCCAAGACCGCUGUGUUUUGCCUUCAGACAAUGGUGAGGGGGAAAGAACCAUGAAUAGGUACUCCACACUCAGACAGCUGGGUGAUGGCACCUACGGCUCAGUCAUCCUCAGCCGCUGCCUGGAGUCUGGGGAGCUGGUCGCCAUCAAGAAAAUGAAAAAGAAGUUUUAUUCCUGGGAAGAAUGCAUGAAUUUGCGGGAGGUCAAGUCCCUGAGGAAGCUGAACCAUGCCAACGUUGUUAAGCUGAAGGAGGUUAUACGGGAAAAUGACCAGCUCUAUUUUGUGUUUGAGUACAUGAAGGAGAAUCUCUAUCAACUUAUGAAAGAAAGAACACGACUAUUCCCUGAGUCUGCAGUGCGAAACAUCAUGUUCCAGAUUCUACAAGGGCUGGCCUUCAUUCACAAGCAUGGAUUCUUCCACAGAGAUCUUAAACCAGAGAACCUUUUGUGCAUGGGACCGGAGCUGGUAAAAAUCGCUGACUUUGGUCUAGCUCGGGAGAUUCGCUCACGGCCUCCAUACACCGACUACGUUUCAACAAGAUGGUACAGAGCUCCAGAGGUUCUCCUCAGGUCCACCACCUACAGCUCUCCCAUAGACCAGUGGGCAGUGGGCUGUAUCAUGGCCGAACUCUACACCCUCAGACCUCUCUUCCCAGGCUCCAGCGAGGUGGAUACUAUCUUUAAAAUUUGUCAAGUCCUGGGAACGCCAAAAAAGAAUGAUUGGCCUGAGGGUUACCAGCUGGCAUCGGCCAUGAGCUUCCGCUGGCCACAGUGUGUGCCUACCAACCUGAGGAGUCUGAUCCCUAACGCCAGUACUGAGGCUAUUCACCUCAUGAGGGACCUGCUUCAGUGGGAUCCUAAGAAGAGACCAGCAGCCAGCCAAGCACUGCGGUACUCCUACUUCUUUGUGGGCCAAGCUUUGGGUACCCCACAGCAGGUCCUUGAUCAGGGUCGACAGCCCCAUCCGCACCCUCCACAGCCCCCGGAGUUCAGGCCAGCACCUCCUCCGCAACCCCCACCUCAGCAUCUCUCACCCUCGCGGCCACUCCAGCAGAUACAGCCACCCCCUCUCCCCCUGUAUCAGCAGCGUGCCGACCCAGGGCCAGAUCCAGCCCUCAGGCCUGUGAAGCAACAGGAAGAGGCCGACAGAGCCCCACAGACCCGCUUCCCUUUUAUUCACAAUAAGGGCAUACAGGGCCAGCCGAAGGGGAGUCGCAGAAGGUGGGGCCACGUAUCAGGGGUUUUGAAAGGGGAUGACUGGGAGGAUCUCGAUGAUUCUGAGACCACAGUCAGCGUUCUUAGCAAGACCAAUUAUCCCAGUGAAAAACGAAGACAAGGAGAUGACCGACUGGGCAGACGUGGAAAUGUUUUGGAUUUCAGCCCUUCUAAUGGCAGAAAUGAUAGCUUGACAAAUUCGAACACCAUGCUGCCCUUUCAAGAACCUUCAAGGACUGCUUCAGCUAAGCAGCACUACCUGAAACAAUCAAGAUAUUUACCUGGGGUAAGUACAAAGAAGAAUGUAGCAAUAAGUUCUACUAAAGAGUUCAGUGGGAACAGCCUGUGGGAAAGCAGCAGUAUCCCAGUUGGAGGAACACUUCCCACCAGAGGCCACCACGGUACACUUCCUGGUGGGUACGUCCCUUCAUUUUAUAAGAAAGAAGUUGGUUCUUCUGGCCAAAGAGUGCAGCUAGCACCAAUUGUGGGUUCAACAGUGUCAAAUUAUGCAACGUGGAAGAGCAGUAGAAGUCAACUGGGUUCCUCAUCCUAUGUGUCCUCACCGACGAAGAGUAGCCCAGGACAACGGCCUCGCCCUCCGAUGCAGCCCAUCCACGGCCGCACUGACUGGUCGGCAAAAUAUGGUCACCGUUAACAACAUCCUAAAGGGAUGUGCAAAAGAUCCUUGAGAACACUGUGCUUUUCAAUCUCAUUUUGUCCUAUAACCA